AUGUCGAAUAUUAGACGGUCUGCGAGACUACAGUCUAGGACUGCAGACGAAGAUGGCUAUGACAGCGAUGAGAACACCGCCAAAUACAUUGAAAGUGAUGAGAGCGUAACCUCCGAGAGUGAUAGCGGAGAGGACGAGGAUCAGGACGAUGAUGACUAUAUGGAAGGCAAGAAGGCGCGCCAGAGUCGUGGUGUUAAAAGAUCCGGAAGAGCGCAAAGUAGUACCACUGCAACAAAGAGAACAAGGGUCAAAAGUUCUUCGAAAAGCAGGAAUACAAAGAAUAAUUCAGAGUUACGCGCUGACCAGGAGCGAUACCUUGAAAUUAUGAAGGAGUUCAAGCCAACAGAACUUUAUGAAAUACUUUCUACCGAUCCUGACAUAGCUGUAGAGGAUGUGCUGAGAGAAUACAUGGAAACUUAUAAAGAAAAUAGAGACGAGUUUUUGCAAACAUUUAUUAAUUUGCUAUUAAAUUGUUGUGGUGCUGUCACACAAGUUGAGAAGCAUGAUAUUCGCAAUAAUGAAUCGUCGGCUGACACUAUUACUGAAGUACAGCUGGCUUUUCAAAGGCAAAAAAUACACGAAUUUCACCUGGUACUGAGUAAAGAUUUUAAGAAAAAGGCUAAAUACCCUGCAUUAUAUCAGAAUAUCGAGGAAUUCAUGUCAAAGUUCCUAGAGAUUGCCGAUGAUAUGCAACUUCUUUACACGGAGGUUCCUUUUGGAGAUGAUGACUCUGGCGAGUUUACACCAUUAGUCACUGACUUAUUCACUUGGAUUUCUGCUUUCUCCGUCAGUAAAAUCAGAUGUUUCAGAUAUAUCGCAACAUUCAUAUUAUAUUGCUUUGAGGAUUAUUUGACAAAUUAUACAGUUGAGUUGGAAAGAGACUAUCUUUCAAGACUGACAAAACAGCUAUCGAUGGAACAGAAGAAGAAAAGACAAAAUAAAUCCACAAUUACCAAGAUUUCUAAUUCCAUAGAAGAGUUGACAAGCAAGAAAAGGCAGACCGAUAUAUUGAUCGAUAAUAUCUCCAAAAUCGCUUUCAUCCAUAGAUUCAAAGACGUAGACGACUCUAUCAGGAAAAUGUCUGUAGAACAUUUGACUACUUGGAUAAUAAACAACCCUGAAAAAUUCUUAAAAGUUUCCUACCUGAAAUACUAUGGAUGGCUCAUGAGUGAUGACUCCUCUGUAGUUAGAUCUCAAGUAUUGAGGUCGUUGCCUUUAAUAAUAUCUGGUCACAAUGGCCAUGUCACAGACAAUGCAGCCAUACGGCAGUUUUAUGAGAGGUUUAAAGAUAUUCUUCUAGAGAUAGCGAUGAAGGAUAUAGACAUGGAAGUCAGACUUCUUGCCGUUCAAGUAUUAGCAGAAGUUUCAUCUUUAGGUUAUUUGGAAAUACAGGAGAUAGUGAUGAUCUCAAGCUUAAUAUUUGACGAUAAAGAUGUUAAAAUCUCAUCUCACAGCAAAAAUUCCAGAUUCUUGGCAGCUGUCGCAAGAUUCUUAUCCAAUGUCUGUAAAGAAAAUGUAAAAAACAUGCUACAAAGUUUAGAAUCCUCUGACAAUGUAGGUGGUAUACCAGUGAAAUCAUUGAUCAAUAUUGGAUAUUUCAUGAGACUACUGAGCACUGCCCUCUCCUACUACUUGAAUCAAAAGCAUGAAACCAACCCAUCUCAAAAAGUUCACAUUCUAUUUCAAGCUGCAGAGUUUCUUUUCCCAUACUUUGGCUCACAUAUCUCUAAUAUUUGCAAGCUAUUAAUAAUUGACGAAGGCUCAUCUGAACUGGCAGCAAUCAAAAAUUUGAAUGAAACCUUUAAUCAAAACUCAAUCGAUUCAUAUGAUAAUGCCAAAAAUACCUCUACUCAACUGCUUGUAUUACCAGACAAUAGGAAUAACAUCAUUUUAUAUAUAACAGUACUGAAUGGUCUAUGCCAUGGUGGAUAUGAAUCCAAAGUCGCUAACAAAGCAGUUGUGUACGAAUCAGUGAUACCUCAUAUAGCCUCUCUACUAUCCGUUUUACCUGUUCAAUCAAUCGAUAUUUUGGGGCCAAUUUUGCGUAUUAUUGAAAUAUUCCAAUAUGAAGAAUGGAUAAAUGUAGGGCUUGAGAAAGAUCUGAUAAAGAUUGUUGAGAAAAUUGGUAAGCUAUUGAAUGAACUAACUCUCAGUACAAGUCCUAACGAUCUUACAUACAACUCAUUUGCAUGUGCUAUCAACAAAUUAUCAGAGUUUCAAAUCAGUGCUAUCGACAAUGUUUGGAGGAAUGCUAUUACAUCAAUUAAAUUCGAACUGAAGAAAUUUCUCGACCAACACAUGCCUCUUUCAAAGAAACUAGACUCAAAAAACUUUACAGAAUUAACAAGGUCGUUAUAUGAGAAUUAUAUAAACAAGUUGACGUUAUUAGGAAAAAAUUAUCCCGUUGAGAUAGAGAAUGACUUGGUAGAAAAGAUCAUGAACCAGUUUAUUUCGAGAAUAUCAAAUUAUUCGGAUUUGAUCAAUAAAGAAUUUAAUGAGAUUGUUAGUUUUAAACUGUUAACGGUGAUUGUAACUUGGCACAUUCAUACUUGGUCAGCUUUGCUAAGAGAUGAACAAGGAAAUGAUCUGAGAACGACUAUAUCUGAACGAACUGUGAAUACUAUCGCACAUGUCAUAUCAGCGUUGAACGAUGUCAUAGUUUCUGUACCAACAGAAUAUGCAAAUAAGAGUGACCUGAGAGAUCUUAUUUACUUUAAGUGGAUAGCAUCUAAUUCACUUAUAGAUAUCAUUCUAGCAAUCAAUAUGUUCGUGUUAAACAUACCAGAUAGUAAAACAAGUUGGAAGCUAACUUUUAACAAGCACCUACCAAAAUAUCUUGCUGAUAACGCAAACAAGGCAUUUUUAGAAGUAUUCCUUUUACUAGAAGGGCUAUACGCCGACGAGUUUGAUCUGCGCUUGGAGAGAAUGGAUGAUGAGGAUGUCAACUUCAAUGAUCUCUCUGAUAUAGAAUUGUUUCAAAACAAUGAGAAAGAGUUACUGCUAUUUACUAUCAAGCUUAAAGCGUUGAUGAAACUUGACCUACUGAGUAGUAAAGUCGUUUCCAGAAUCAGCUUAAACAAAGACAUUAUAGGGCCUUUGUUCAUGAAAGUUAUUGAUAAUUCAAUAUUUGAAACUAGUGAUGCCCCUGUUAUAGUGCCUCAACAUGCAAGUAGAAACUUAAAUCCGUCCAAUGAACAAAUUGUUGACACACAUAAUUCCCUAGAAGAAGAUAAUAACAACAAUACUUUUCCAGAAAUGAUUAAACAAUCCUCAGAGCUAUGA
This is a messenger RNA of Nakaseomyces glabratus, 3282 nucleotides long. It is a transcript of the gene IRR1, whose product is annotated as cohesin subunit IRR1. Gene Ontology annotation, cellular component: nucleus; chromatin; cohesin complex. Gene Ontology annotation, molecular function: protein binding; chromatin binding. Lineage: Eukaryota; Fungi; Ascomycota; Saccharomycetes; Saccharomycetales; Saccharomycetaceae. The record is from RefSeq and is a predicted model, not a curated record. Gene Ontology annotation, biological process: sister chromatid cohesion.